AUGGCGCUUUCUAGAUCUCUGGUUUUUGCUUUAAUCAGUUGGGUUACGUUCAUCUGUCUCGAUGCACAAAAAACCACACAUAUAAAUUGUGACGUAACACCCAGCCCACUCUUGCUGUCAGGCUUUUUGGAUAACUAUACAGGUGAUAUAGAAUGGAUUAUAAAUAUCCCACCCAAUGUGAAUUUGAAAUUAAAAGAAUAUCUGUUCCCUGAACACCUACCAUAUGUGGAGCUAGUAUAUUAUCCUGGAUCUAAUAAUGCAACAGUGAGGGCUGUUAAGCCACUGGAUGUUGACAUAAUUGAGAGUGACCAUCUCUUUUAUGCUGUUGUUUGCAAAAGGAAUGGAAUGACUAAUGAGAUAGAGAAUGUACGGAACUUAGCCUUAGAAGACAUAAAUGACAAUUCUCCACGCUUUCUAGAAACUCACUAUAGUGCUUCAGUAUCAGAGGUGUCUCCAAUAAAUUUCACAGUUAUAAAAGUGGAAGCUGUGGAUAAAGAUUUUUCACCUUUUUUGAGCCUCAUUACUUACAGUCUUUCGGGUCCAAACUCCGAUUACUUUUCCAUAAAAGAAGGAAAUGGAAACAUCACGGUGAACAAAACACUGGAUUACAACAAGAUCAAAGUUUUCAAUUUAACAGUCCAAGCAAAGGAAAAAUUUGGAGACAACAGUGAUACUGCAUCGUUAGUAAUUAAUGUACAAGAUUACGAUACAUUGAACCCCUAUUUCAGUCAAUCGGUGUACAAUGGAAAAAUCAGGGAAGAGGAGUUAGGUCCUCUGGCUAUUCUCCCAGAGGAGAUAUUGGCUAAAGACGGAGACACAGGUAUAAAUGAAAAAGUGGUUUACAGCAUCAAACUAGUGAACCCUCCAUCCUAUAGCAACGCCUUUUCAAUCAACGCGGACACAGGAGUGUUGGAAGUAAUGACUGCAGUUGACAGAGAAGAAUGUCCGUCUCUUCUUGUGGGCAUUCAGGCAACUCAGCAAGACAAUAUUUUCAAAACAGCUGAUGCAGUAGUGCUGGUUACUAUUGAAGAUGUGAAUGACAAUUAUCCAGUAUUCUCACAAUCAAGUUACAAUGUCUCAAUUCUAGAAAAUUUCCCAAAUGGGAUGGAAGUUCUUCAAGUAACAGCUAUUGACAAAGAUGAGGGAGGCUUCCAGGGAACAUUCAUUCUCGCUCCAGCUGACAGUCCCUUCCAGCUAAAUCAAACUGGGAUCCUAACUGUGAGGAACUCCACGCUGUUGGAUAGGGAGAGAAUACCAUCUAUUCACCUACAGGUCACUGCUAAAGAUCGUUUGUCACCUUAUGGUGAGGUACACUCUACAAUCAACAUAUUGUUGCUAGAUGAAAAUGACAACAGCCCAACCUUUAGAGGCACGCCAUAUAAGCAAGAUAUUUUCAUCAACAUGACUGCAGGAAUGUCCAUUCUUCAGGUUGCUGCUGAUGAUCCGGAUGAUGGUAUAAAUGGAGAGAUAAGAUUUAUCUUAGCUGGUGGCAAUGAAGAUGGAUACUUUGAAUUGGAUGCAUCCACAGGACAAAUCAGUUUAAGAACAGUAAUCCCAUUAGGACUCAACCAGCUUAAGAACUUUGUCUUGUGGGUAACAGCUGUUGAUGGUGGGACAAUUCCAAGAAGUUCAUCAGUGCCAGUACAAAUCUCUGCAGUUGGAGAUUCCAGACCACAGUUUAUUCAGAAGACAUAUAAUGUGUCUGUGGACGAAGAGCUAGUCAGUCCUGUUGAAGUAGCAAGAGUGGAGUAUGAGUCUUUAAAUCCCCAUGUACCAGUUACGUUUCAAGUACUGACGGAAUCUGCUACAUUUGACAUCGAUGCCAAUGGAAUCAUCUCAACAAAAACCAAACUGGACUAUGAAUCCCAGAAUAAUUAUAUACUAAAUAUUUCCUUGUCAGAUGGAAAUGCUACUGACUAUGCUGCAGUGUUUAUCAAAGUUACAGAUGUCAAUGAUAACCGUCCUGUGUUUGAUAUAAACAGCACUACUGUUACCAUUCUAGAGAACAUGCCAGCUGGAACUAGUAUUACCAGUGUGUCGGCUACAGAUGUGGAUGAGGGCUUUAAUGGGUUAGUGGUUUAUACUCUGAAAGGUGGAGAAGGAAAAAUAGAUAUUAACACUUCAGGAUUCAUUUUGCUGGAAAAGGUAUUGGACAGAGAAACACAAGGCUUCUAUAACUUAACAGUGAUUGCCAGUGACCAAGGCCAACCCAUGCUGUCUACAGCUCUUAAUUUGACAGUCAUCAUUGGCGAUGAGAAUGACAACCCUCCAAUCUUCUCAUCAAGUAGAUACGAAGUGAGUGUACCUGAAGACGAAGUGCUUGGAAGGUCACUGCUGACAGUAGCUGCUACUGAUUUGGAUGCUGGGGCCAAUGCUGUCGUGAAGUACAGAAUUGUUAGCCAGCAACCUCCAACCUCCUCGCCCGUGUUUCUUAUCAAUUUGACCACAGGCCAGCUCAGCCUGAGCCAGCAGCUGGAUUAUGAAACCAUAAAGCAAUUUGAAGUAGAAGUGGAGGCAUCAGAUGGAGGGCAGCCAAGUCUCAGCGCUAAAACGCGUGUUGUUGUGCACGUCCUAGAUGUCAACGAUAACCCACCAGAAUUUAAUCAGGCAGCUUAUGAUAUAUUUGUGUUUGAAAACCAACAAAAGGGUAGCCCUAUCUACACAUUCAGUGUUACUGACAAGGACGAGGCUGGCUUUUCUCAGGGACACUUCAUUUAUAACAGUACUUUGUUUACUGUGGAUAUCCCCGGAAUACUUUCAUUAAGGAAUGACACAGAACUGGACAGGGAGACUACAUCUGGAUUCACUUUACAAGUGUGGGCAGUUGAUGCUGAAAUAAAUGGGCUUAAUUCAAGUGCCUUGUUCCACAUCACUGUGCUGGAUGUCAAUGAUCAUAACCCCGAGUUUCAGAUGCAGCCAUACAGUUUUACGAUUCCGGAAGCAGAUUACGUGUUGGGUACUCCUGCUAGAGUUGGACAUGUGACUGCUACUGAUUUGGAUGAGGGAGAGAACGCACAAAUUACUUAUUACUUAUCAGCUGAGGAUGGGGAUAAUCCAUAUAGCAUUCAACAGGAUGGGACCAUUUUGGUUAAUGGCUAUGUAGACCGAGAAACUAAAGAGAAGUACGAGCUGCUGUUGGUAGCAUCUGAUAACGGAGUACCUCAAAGGCAGGCUCAUGAACCAUUCUGAUGAUUUCCGUAUAAAUAACCACACUGGAGAAAUCACCCUCAGCAGUAACUUGGACCAUAUC
Molecule: messenger RNA, 3250 nt
Organism: Egretta garzetta (little egret)
Lineage: Eukaryota; Metazoa; Chordata; Aves; Pelecaniformes; Ardeidae
Product: protein dachsous
Exons: 20
Coding region: 1-3189 (1062 amino acids)
Biological process (GO): homophilic cell-cell adhesion
Cellular component (GO): plasma membrane
Molecular function (GO): calcium ion binding
Source: RefSeq, a predicted model, not a curated record